Cyprinus carpio (common carp) is the source of this 1860-nucleotide messenger RNA. RefSeq names its product enolase superfamily member 1 (gene enosf1). Lineage: Eukaryota; Metazoa; Chordata; Actinopteri; Cypriniformes; Cyprinidae. The record is from RefSeq and is a predicted model, not a curated record. Gene Ontology annotation, biological process: amino acid catabolic process; carbohydrate catabolic process. Gene Ontology annotation, molecular function: magnesium ion binding; L-fuconate dehydratase activity.
UAGCUUUCUUUGGGCGGAGGGUUUAAAGUCAAGUGUAGCUCACAACUGGCGAGUUUGUGCAAAGUUUGCAACAGAAUCAAAAUGCAGGAAAACAAAAUAAUAAAAUUGACAGUGCGCGACGUAAGAUUCCCGACGUCACUGGAACAACAUGGAUCGGAUGCAAUGCACACCGAUCCAGAUUACUCAGUCGCUUAUGUUGUUCUCGAGACGGACUCGGAUGCUGCACUGAAGGGUUAUGGGUUGACUUUCACUGUAGGAAGAGGGACGGAAAUAGUGGUAUGUGCAGUUAAAGCCUUAUCUACUCUGGUGGUCGGGAAGACUUUGAAGGAGAUAGUGAGUGACUUCCGAGGCUUCUACAGACUCCUGAGCAGCGAUGGUCAGAUGAGAUGGGUUGGACCAGAAAAAGGAGUAAUUCAGCUGGCGACAGCAGCCAUUCUGAAUGCUGUCUGGGAUUUAUGGGCGCGGGUGGAGGGCAAGCCCUUGUGGAAGCUGCUUGUUGACAUGGAUCCAGCAAAGUUGAUCAGCUGUAUUGAUUUCAGAUAUAUCACAGAUGCACUGACUGAGCAGGAAGCUUUAGAUAUAUUGGUAAAAGCAAAAAAGGGUCAGAAAAAUAGAGAAGAGCAGAUGUUAAAGGAAGGCUAUCCUGCCUACACCACUUCCUGUGCCUGGCUGGGAUACACUGACCAACAACUAACCCAGCUCUGCUCUGAAGCUCUUGCCCAAGGCUGGACUAAAUUUAAAGUGAAGGUUGGGGCUGAUUUGCAGGAUGACAUCCGUAGAUGCAGCCUCAUCCGGAAGUUGAUUGGACCAAACAACACGCUGAUGAUUGAUGCCAACCAACGUUGGGAUGUUAAUGAAGCGAUUACUUGGGUAACCAAGCUGGCAGAAUUUCACCCACUAUGGAUUGAGGAACCCACAUGUCCUGAUGAUGUUUUAGGUCAUGCUUCCAUCUCUAAGGCUCUUGCACCCUUGGGUAUUGGAGUCGCCACUGGAGAGCAGUGCCAUAACAGAGUGAUGUUUAAGCAGUUUCUGCAGGCCGCAGCUCUACAGUUUGUUCAGAUUGACAGUUGUAGGGUGGGCAGUGUGAAUGAAAACCUUGCCAUCAUACUCAUGGCUGCCAAGUUUAAUGUUCCUGUGUGUCCUCAUGCCGGGGGUGUGGGACUGUGUGAGCUUGUUCAGCACCUUAUUUUAUUUGACUACAUUUCAGUGUCUGCUAGUUUAAAUAAUAGGAUGUGUGAGUAUGUAGAUCACCUUCAUGAACAUUUUAAAAGCCCAACCAUCAUCAGAAAUGCCCACUACAUACCACCAAAGGACCCUGGAUACUCUUGUGAAAUGCUGGAAGAGUCUGUGCAAAAGCAUCAGUAUCCUGACGGUGAGGUUUGGAGAGCCAUAGAGCAGCAGGGGAAACAAUAAAUAUGAACACAUACUGUAUGUGCAACUGACUGAGAUGGAAAUAACAUUACUACUUCCAUAACUAAACUUGAACUCUUAUCAGAUUGUCUUGAUUGAGUUGAUUGGCAGUGCAAAGGAAUGAGAACGGUAAAUGGAUAAUGAAAUGUUUUUUUUUUUAAAGAUUGCGAAUGAAUAUGGAAAUUUGUAUUACUCCUUUAUAUGUUAGAUCAACUCAUAUUUGAAUGUUCCUAAAUGAUAAAUGCUUAUGUUGCAGUCUGAAAUUAUGAAAUGUACUCUGCAGCAAAAGAGGGAAAUGGAACAAGUGUAUGUUAAACUACUGCUGUCUUGAUUUACCCGUCUAGUUUUGGGAAAUGACUAGCAGUGGGGAAUUUUAUUGAUUAUUACAGCUUAUUACAGUUUUUUUUAAUUGCUUACUCACUAAAAGUUGUACUUGAGGCACAGUAACAA